Messenger RNA from Daldinia decipiens, 1581 nucleotides. RefSeq lists its product as uncharacterized. Gene Ontology annotation, molecular function: protein binding. The coding region runs from base 192 to 1241 and encodes 349 amino acids. Lineage: Eukaryota; Fungi; Ascomycota; Sordariomycetes; Xylariales; Hypoxylaceae. The transcript is spliced from 2 exons. The record is from RefSeq and is a predicted model, not a curated record.
CAUGAGAGGUCUCUCAAACUACAGCAGCAGGACCUUCGACUUAGACUCUUAUAAUAAUACAACUACAAGUCGUCUCUCGCUAUAUUCAGCUAUUUCGCCCGUUUAUACUUGAAAUACAUUUUUUUAUUUUCUUUAUAUCCGCGCACAACACUGAGGCAGCACCGUCGAGGCGGUUGGCGAAGUAGGCAAAGAUGGAGCAGCAGAAUAACGAUAGCUUCCUUCUUAAACUACCAGUCGAACUGGUCAACGGAAUAUUGGAAUUAAUUCCACCGAUCGAUCGAGCUGUAGCUUCUUUGACAUGUCGCUCGCUGCGUUUAAUCUUGGGCAAAUCCGACGCACACAACCUUUCUACUGCGCAGUACCUCAGAUACCACGUAAGAGUCGCUCGCGAUCUUCCAGACCGGUGGGUGUGCGAAGCUUGCUUCAAGCUACACCCUGUCUCUCUAGGCGAUACACCUCUAACCCCGUGGAGAAUGACGUGUCCCUUGCGCUGGGAUCGGUGGUGCCAUGAGGUGUACGGCCAGCAAUCCCGGCUCGAUAACCGCUACCUCUCUGUCGACCAUCGUCACGUCCAGCUCGCGCUCAAGUAUACACGCCUGCAAGAUCAUUGGUCCCGACGUCACCUCCACACGUUGUUAGCGAAUCAUCGUGACGACGAAUUCCCUACCCACCCCUACCCGUACAAUCGGCAGAACGUACUCAAAGUUACAUACACCGUUACUCCUAGAGUCGUAAGGGACCAGCACGAAAAUCUCAGGUACAUGCUGCGGUCCGUUUGGCACUUCCGAAAAGAUUCCAUGGAGAUAUCGUUGGUAACGGUGGGAGACAUCAAGCUAUGCCCACACCUAGCGUUACUAGGCGAUAUGAGACGUAUGGAAGUUCACCAAUUAGACAUCUUGCAAGAGAUUAAGCGUGCUAUCUUACUCAACGGCAUAGAAACAUACAUAGCUGGCUGUAAUCUUUGCGCUACCGACUUCAAAAUUGCCGUGCACAAAGAUCACAUCACGGUACACACGUGGCAGGAUAUGGGGACUAAGGGUUCUCCGGGAGAUAAAGCUUGGAGGUUGCACGUCUCGGACUCUCGUUUUGGCAUGCCACCCCUCGGUGGCCGUUGGCCCAUGUUUGCAAACCCCGGAAGCGUUCGAGCACUAUACAACGGAGCUAAAAGGUCCCCAAAGCCCAAAGCAGCCCCGGGAGUCGACAACGACUUACGUCCGACUGGACGGUCGACAAACCCAUAGCGAUUUAUGCUCUUACAUUAUUUAGAGUAAGCGAGAGAAGUAGAUUUGUCUAACCUAAGUGGAUGAAGGUAUUCUCAUACUUUCAAAGCAUCGCGGAAUUAUUGGUCUUUGGUAGUUUAAGAUGAGUAGUCGGCAGUUCUUAGAUGGGUAUUGUUAUAAAAACAUAAACGCCCCUUUCUGCCUACUAUUCAGGGGAAAAUAUGUUAACCCAGCGUCCAGGGAGAAACCCUAGGCUUUCCCCAUGUUUUGAUAGGGUAGGCUAAAUGCAAGAUAGCAAAAUUAAAAUGAUUCGUUUAUAGAAAACGAAAAAAGGGAUGGAGGAAAGUAACCGAUAAUAUGA